CCUCUGUCAGCAAUUGUUGGAUUUUUUCCAUUGUUUUUAGUUUGCGAUUCUUCCUGUGAAUUCUUAGAGCUGUUUAAAGAAUGGUAUACGAAUGCUUCACAUUCAUUGGGAAGAGACAGAAGAGCGUAAUAAGAGGCUACAGCUGCAAUCCUUUGCACACUUACCUGAGAGGAACUCUCACUGGGAUGGGGAAGUGGGGGCCUUCUGUGCUUGUGAAAGCAUUUCCACUGCUCCUGCUGCAGAACUGAUAGACUCUUUGUUUCUGGAUCUCUCUCUUUUUAUAUCCAGGAAAUGAACGGGGUGCUGAAGAACAUGUUGUCAGAAUGGUUUUCCACAGCAUUCCUAACCCUGGAGCGAGUUACAUGGCAGUCGCCUUGUGAGAUUCUCCAAAAGAUUAGUGACAGUGAAGCCGUGCAUCCCGUUAGAAACUGGGUAGACAUGAAGCGCCGAGUUGGGUCUUAUAGAAGGUGCUAUUAUUUUGCCCACUGUGCAAUACCCGGAGAACCGUUGAUAGUUUUGCAUGUUGCACUUACAGAUGAGAUAUCCAGCAAUAUCCAGGCCAUCGUGAAAGAGGCUCCUUCUCAAGAAGUGGAGAAUUUGAACAAAAUUACCACAGCAAUUUUCUAUUCAAUCAGUUUGACUCAACAGGGCCUGCAGGGUGUGGAGCUGGGAACGUACCUCAUCAAGCGAGUUGUUAAGGAACUGCAGAUGGAAUAUCCCCAGAUCAAAGUCUUCUCUACGCUUUCUCCCAUUCCGGGGUUCACCAAAUGGCUUGUCGGGCUCCUCUCCGCACAGUCCAAAGAAAAAGGGAGAAGCAAUCUCUUCACAGACCCUGAAUACCAAGAAAUUUCCGAGAUUGCGGGCGAACCUGCUCUCGAAAUUCUAAAGCGCCUCUUCACGAACAGUGAGUGGGUGAGGUCCGAAAGACUAGUCCAAGUGCUAGAGCAGCCGCUCAUGAGGCUGUGUGCGUGGUACCUGUAUGGAGAGAAGCACCGUGGCUACGCCCUCAAUCCGGUGGCCAACUUCCACCUGCAAAACGGCGCAGUGCUUUGGCGAUUGAACUGGAUGGCGGACGUGAGCCCCCGUGGCAUCGCCGCAUCUUGCGGCAUGAUGGUCAACUACCGUUAUUUCUUGGAAGACACCGCGAGCAAUAGUGCCACGUAUCUCGGAAUGAAGCAGAUCAAAGCCUCAGAGCAGGUCCUCUCCUGGGUGACUCAGUUUCAGCAGAAUAGCAAACUGUAAAUAAACAGGGCAGCAUCCAGGAGUAAAUACCUGUUUCACCUGAAUGGGAAUUUUGGGGUGCUUGUGUUUUAAAAAAGAGGAAAUACUGCUGGCACAUCAGGACACCUUGUCCCUGAUCUGAGAAGGGACAGUUCCAGCACCGAACUGUCAGGUGCUGCUUGGUGCCUUGGUGCACUUUUUCAGAGCAGAAGAAGUGCUGUCUCAUGUUGAGGGUCCUUCCAGUGAACAGAACAGGUUAGGCAAACUCCUUAGUGGGGUGGCACCUCUGUAGUGACUCUUAAGAACCGUGUUGUCCCUACCUUUGCUCACCAAAUCAAUAGCCUUGUUUAAUCCACAACUUCAAAAGAGUCUUGAACACCUGAGCACUGUGGCACGUUAAAGGGAGAGGUAGAUCGAUACCAGGGUUAAGAGAUAAGAGAAGCAAGUAAGGACAGACUUCCUGUCCAAAUGCGCAGACAAGAGUGCAUCGGCGAAUGCUUCUCCAAUAGGAUGUUUGCUUCACAUACCCUUCCUUGCUGUCCCUUGCUUAAUUCUUUGAUCAGGCUGCCCACUUCAGCACAGCACAAAAUGCGGCCACGGAGCAGUUGCUUUUCUCCAGUGGAGCCCUUGAAGCACCUUGUGCGUGUUGGUGUGUUUUGGCUCCAUCUUGAGUGCUCUCCAGACCACAGUUGGGGGGAGUGAAGUGUCUACAUCUUUUCAACAGCUUUGGCUUACAGUUUCACAAGUGAAAUCAACCCUUAAACAAUUGAAGAAAAUGCUUUGUUAGAAAGGGUUUUACCAUGUUUGCAGGGUUGCUUUUAAACUUACCUGAUGAUAUUUUAAAAUUUAAAAAGGCGGAGAAGCCUGAAAUGCACUACAUUAAAAAGUAUGCUUUGCCAUAUAAACAGCCUUCUCUCCUGCGUAUAGUGUGGCUUACCUGUUGGAGGAUUCUUUUUGUGCUUCCAGGGUUCCUCUGUUCCCACUUACCUUCACUCCCUGUGACUACAGGAGCAUUAUUGAGUUUGCUGUUAGUACAUAGGCUUAUGACUCAGUUGUCUACUCAGGUUGAAAAGAAAAAAAUUCUGUUUCAGAGCUUACAGUAUGCACCGCAAUAGAAUGAUUCAAAAACUUUGUAUUCACUGUACGUGGCCCAUGUUACAAAGUCAUUUUUUACCAAGCAGUUUGCCUGGAAGGAUCAGGUACCUUUGCCACCAUUUUGUGAUUGCAUCUCUCUCCCUCUCCCUCUCCCUCUCCC
Varanus komodoensis (Komodo dragon) is the source of this 2476-nucleotide messenger RNA. It is a transcript of the gene MLYCD, whose product is annotated as malonyl-CoA decarboxylase. Gene Ontology annotation, molecular function: malonyl-CoA decarboxylase activity. Gene Ontology annotation, cellular component: peroxisomal matrix; mitochondrial matrix. The record is from RefSeq and is a predicted model, not a curated record. Bases 292 to 1242 code for a protein of 316 amino acids. Gene Ontology annotation, biological process: fatty acid biosynthetic process; acetyl-CoA biosynthetic process; positive regulation of fatty acid oxidation. The transcript is spliced from 4 exons. NCBI's taxonomy places the organism in Eukaryota, Metazoa, Chordata, Lepidosauria, Squamata, Varanidae.